AUGGCCGCUGCUCGUCCGACUGUCUCCGUUCGCGGCCUCGACGGCGCCGCCUCGGGCUCGCUCUCGCUGCCCGCCGUCUUCACGGCGCCCAUCCGCACGGAUGUGAUCGCCGCCAUCCACAAGAACAUGGCCAAGAACAAGCGCCAGCCGUACGCCGUCGCCACCAACGCCGGCCACCAGACCAGCGCCGAGUCGUGGGGCACGGGUCGCGCCGUGGCCCGUAUCCCGCGUGUUGGCGGUGGAGGUACCCACCGCUCCGGCCAGGCCGCCUUCGGCAACAUGGCCCGUGGUGGUCACAUGUUCGCGCCCACGAAGCUGUGGCGCCGCUGGUUCGUCAAGUCGAACCAGAAGCAGAAGCGCUACGCCACGGCGUCGGCCCUCGCCGCCACGGCGCUGCCCUCGCUGCUGCUCGCGCGCGGCCACCGCGUCGAGGAGAUCGAGGAGGUGCCGCUCGUCGUCGCCAACGAGGCCGAGUCGCUGACGAAGACCAAGGAGGCCGUCGCGCUCCUCAAGGCCGUCAAGGCCUACCCCGACGUCGUCAAGGUCGCCAACUCGCGCAAGAUCCGCGCCGGUGUCGGCAAGAUCCGCAACCGCCGCCACACGCAGCGCCGCGGCCCGCUCGUCGUGUACAACGAGGACAAGGGCAUCGUCAAGGCCUUCCGCAACAUCCCGGGCGUUGAGCUCGUGUCGGUGCACCGCCUGAACCUGCUGCAGCUCGCUCCCGGUGGCUCGAUCGGCCGCCUCUGCAUCUGGACCGAGGCUGCCUUCAGCCAGCUGGACAAGGUCUUCUCCGAGGAGGGCAAGAAGGGCUUCACGCUGCCGAUCGCCAAGAUCAGCAACACGGACGUGACGCGCCUGAUCAACUCGGACGAGAUCCAGAGCAUCGUGCGCCCCGUCGCCGGCGGCUCGCGCACCAAGCGCCCGCACACGCAGAAGAAGAACCCGCUGAAGAACCGUGCCCUCAUGGCGCGCCUCAACCCGUACGCCGCCGCGGCCGUGCGUGCCGAGAACCGCAACACGGCGCAGCGCAAGGCUGGCAAGCUCGGCAAGGCCGACAAGAAGCAGCCGCGCACGCCCGCCUCGGCCGAGUUCCUCGCCCAGCUGCACGCUCCCUAA
Tilletiopsis washingtonensis is the source of this 1116-nucleotide messenger RNA. RefSeq lists its product as hypothetical. The transcript is spliced from 2 exons. Bases 1 to 1116 code for a protein of 371 amino acids. Gene Ontology annotation, biological process: translation. Gene Ontology annotation, molecular function: structural constituent of ribosome; RNA binding. Gene Ontology annotation, cellular component: ribosome; cytosolic large ribosomal subunit. Lineage: Eukaryota; Fungi; Basidiomycota; Exobasidiomycetes; Entylomatales. The record is from RefSeq and is a predicted model, not a curated record.